AUGGCUUUCUUGGUCGUGGGUUAUUCGACUGAUGGUGCACCAAACCUUAUACAACUGCUAGGAUAUCGCCUUCAGAAUUUUUGGAUAAUUGAAUAAUCCCUAACCAUAUAAUGCUGCUUAUAUGGUUAAAGGUUUAAUACUACAAGUUAUCAUAAGGAGAAUGAAGGAAUGCUGGAUGGGCAUUCAAAAGAAAUAUGGACCAAGAGAGUACCAUUUGAAUAAAUAUACUUAAGAAUCAAUAAUAUAACUUUUAUAGCUAAAUUUAAUGAUAUGAAUGAAAUAAUGAUUUCUUAAGUUGGCAAAAUGGAGAGAUAAAAUGUAAAGAUAAAAUGA
Paramecium primaurelia is the source of this 333-nucleotide messenger RNA. NCBI's taxonomy places the organism in Eukaryota, Ciliophora, Oligohymenophorea, Peniculida, Parameciidae. The record is from the annotation of a GenBank genome assembly.